UCCAAGAGCCGACGCCACCUGCAUUGCAUUAAUUCAAUCCCAUUCCUCUAUCGUCUGACGUUUUGAUUAAAGUCUUCUUCUCGUCUGAUCGGCCCCCUUUUCCAUAUUACUUCACACUUAUUGCCCUGUAGUAGUGGAUUGCUAAGAGAAAACCUUGUUUUAAAACUGAAACGUAGUCAUGUCGAGUCCUGUGUCAAAAACCGAAAAAGAAAAACAGAAACUUAUUCAAGAAAAAUGUCAAACAAUUUUAGCUUCGAUGUUACGUGAUGAAGACAACAAGUAUUGCGUUGACUGCGAUGCCAAAGGACCAAGAUGGGCUUCAUGGAAUCUUGGAAUUUUCCUGUGCAUCCGUUGCGCAGGAAUCCAUCGAAACUUGGGAGUCCACAUAUCCAGAGUGAAAUCAGUCAAUUUAGAUUCUUGGACUCCUGAGCAAGUGGUUUCCUUGCAGCAAAUGGGCAACAGCAGAGCCAGAGCAGUAUAUGAGGCAAACCUUCCUGAUAGUUUUCGAAGGCCUCAGACAGAUUCAACACUGGAGAGUUUUAUUCGAGCCAAAUAUGAGACUAAGAAAUACAUAGCAAAGGAAUGGGUAUGUCCACCACCGGUGAAGGUGUCAUGGGAUGCCGAGAUCGAAAUGGAAAUGAAACGGAAGAAAGAAGCCAAACGUAAGACUAAUGGAAGCCCAGCUGCUGGUCUUGAGCUUCCCACCACUCAGUCAUCUUCGCGCACUCCGCGCCCUACAGAAAGCGCAUCGGCAAUCAGCUCAGCUUCUUCGCCAGCUGUGAAGGAAGUAAGCUUACCGGCUCCAGUUGAAGUACCAUCCCUCCCUGCAUCAACUAAAACUAGCUCGGCAGCUCAAGACCUUUUAGGAUUAGAUACGGCAAUCGGUAGCUCGUCUGGGAGUGAUUUAUUUGGUGGUCUUUUAACGACGACAGCACCAACCACGAUCAAUAAUAGCACGAACAACGUAAUGGCAGGAGCAUCGAAAAAUGCCGACGAAGAUAGUUUCUUCAACCAAAAAACACCCAGUACAACGGAAAAACGGACAUUGGACAAAAAUUCUAUAAUGGCAUUGUAUAACCAAAGUGGUACGACUGCGUCUGCGGCUGUCCCACCCAUGCAAAACAUGUUUGCCAGUCAAGGACUUUAUGCUGCUCCCCAAAUGGCAUUUAUUGCUGCUCCCUCAAUGAAUCAAGCGGCAUUUGCGUCUUCUCCGUCAAUGAAUCAAUCGGCUAUGAUGGCCGGCAACUUUAAUCCUCUUAUGCAACAACAGCAACAUGGCAACAUGUUUUCUAGUCCUAUGUUUUCAACGAAUGGCGCGAUACCUCAGACGGGAGCAGCGCAAAUGGGCCAGCUCUCUCAACAACUGAAUGGAUUGAAUUUCGGCCCAGCCGUGCAAAAUCCUAUGAUGCCUACUGCCAAUGCUACAAAUCUAGUACCUGGUGUGAUGAUGGGCAAUAUGUCCAUGAAUCCUGCGAUGACCAGCAACGGAAGCAGUCCGUACAACAUGUUCCACGGAAUGCAAUCGGCACCUCCACCACAACAGCAACAAACCACCACCUUGUCCACCAAUCUAUGGCAGUAAAGGGUUUCAUUUUUCCUCAAUCCAACACCAGCGAGGAAAGAGAAAAACAAUUAACCAAAGGUCUCCACCCCCCAGGGUUUGUUUUCAAUUUUCUUUUCUCUCUUUCGCGCUCUAUUUCUUCAGAGUCCGCUAGGAUUUUUCCACUCGUCGUUAUAGCUGUCCAUUUCAUUUCCGAUCGUGGUUGUCGUCGGCGUAGUAGUUUUUUUCUUUUCAUCUUUCCUUUGUCUAACGCAAAACAAAAAUAUUCAAAAUCUUUGGUUAGGUAAAAUGGGAAGGGGGAUUUUUUCUAUUUAAUUUUUUUUAUUUCCCCGCACGUUCGCAGAUAUCCAGCAGAGGUCCCACAUAAAUAUGUUGCGAAAAAAAAUAAGGAAAACAAACCAUAAAAAAGUUCAAUCAAUCGAUUUUUGCCCCUCCUCACAUUCCUUCUUACUUUUGUCAAAGAAGAGAAUGAUGCUAUCACACACGAUAUGUCGUGGCUCUUUUUUUUAUACAUAACAGUGAUACCUGAUACGAAUGGAUGAACUCGUGCGAUUUUCCCCUCCAACAAACAGAAAAAAAAAAUUCUUUAAAUUGUUGUUUUGUGGCCGUUUUGCUCUUGCCUACUAUCUCUGUUACUAUUUACUCCCGCCAUUAUUUCUUUUCAUGUUUACGGCACGUUCAAAAUUAGUUUUGGCUUUUCUUUUUCAUUUUUUUUUUUUUUUUUAACUUCUUGUCUAUCGAUUAGUUUUCUCGAACUGAGAUUGAUUCGAAUAAUAAGAAUGAAA
Messenger RNA from Daphnia carinata, 2346 nucleotides. RefSeq names its product stromal membrane-associated protein 1-like. The transcript is spliced from 8 exons. Gene Ontology annotation, molecular function: metal ion binding; GTPase activator activity. The record is from RefSeq and is a predicted model, not a curated record. Lineage: Eukaryota; Metazoa; Arthropoda; Branchiopoda; Diplostraca; Daphniidae. Bases 179 to 1582 code for a protein of 467 amino acids.